GUAAAGCUUGUUUUGUAGUUCAUUAUUUUGCUUCAUUUACUCUUUAUCAGUUUUAGAUUUACUUGUUUGAGCUAAGAAUGAAACUUAAAAAUGUGUCCUGUGUAAUUUUGCAAGCUAAGUGAGGGAAGAUAAGUUUCGUUUGUAAAGAAUCAGCCCUCUCAGGCGUGGCAGCUUUCAGAUGGAAAACCUUUAAAAACCAGCAGAGGAAAGAUCAGUCUUCACGAGACACAGCAGAAGAUCAGCACACUUUUCUGGAGAACAUAGACAUCUAACUAUGGCAGCAGACUUCAGCCCCCAAAAACAUGCUCGAAAAGCAAAGCCACACGUCUGUAAAAAAGAGCACAUUGCAAUAAAAGAUCUGAAGACAAAACCUGAGAUAAAACAUCGACAUAUGAAUACAACAUAUCUUUCGAAAGACAUCCCUGAUUAUCCUUCUCCUGUUGAAUUUCACAUCACAGAAGUAGCUCAUGUCACUAACAAGACGAGCCUUAUGGAAAUCUGGAAGUCAGAGGGAUUCAAGGGUCUUGAUGAAGAUUCGUUUUCAUGGUGGAGCCUGAAGAUUAAUGAAGCGGAUAUAAGAGCAGCUGAGGAGCGUUACCUCGAGAAAUUGUUCCCAGACAUAACCAAAGAACAAAAAACAGCUCAUCUGCCGUUCCUGAGAGAAUUCACCACGUCACCCUUGUUCCUGAACGAAUUAUCACGCUACGGUAACUUUCGCUUCACCUUUCCUCUGACUGAGCUGAUGGACGCCUACAAGAAGCAGAAGUGUGAGGGCCAAGAGCCAGUUCUCCGGAUCUACGGGACCAAGCUGUUCAAGCAGGAGAUUGAGUAUGUUGUUCUCGUUCACAGCCCUCAGUUUAAUACGCUGUUCAGUCAAUUUCCAAAGCUAACACACAGCCCAUGGGUUGCUUAUGAUGGACAACAAAUCAUCUGGAGAGCCCAAGCCAUUUGUGAAACUCACAACUUCCAACUGGUAAUCAGUGGAGACACAGCAGCGGCAGAUCGCAUGUGUUCACAUCAGUUUUAUGUGUGGGAUCAUGUUAGCCUUGUCUUUUACGCCGAAGACGUCCUGACCUUCCCUAAAAGAAGGCUUAAGGCAAGCCUCAGUUGUUGUGAUCUGGAUCCAAAAGUAGACCUUUCAAAUGGGGAAAACUGCUCUUCACGUGCUGAAGCUGAGGAAUUCAUUGAAAGAUUGCCAGAAGAUGAAUCUGAAAAAGAAGAAGAUAAAUCAGUGGAGGUGAAAAUGGAAAAGGACUAAAGGAGUGCAAGUUCUGUAAGAACUUUUACAGUUUGGUGGCUUUGUAUGGUUUUGCCCUUUGUUAAAAUAGUUUAAAUAAGAUAAACAAAUAAA
Molecule: messenger RNA, 1351 nt
Organism: Sinocyclocheilus grahami
Lineage: Eukaryota; Metazoa; Chordata; Actinopteri; Cypriniformes; Cyprinidae
Exons: 2
Coding region: 275-1258 (327 amino acids)
Source: RefSeq, a predicted model, not a curated record